GAAAACAAACAAGGUCCAACCACACAUUCAUCCCAUACAACUAUAUCCCAAGCAACGAACCAUCAUUGGUUCUCAAUCUUUACAACUCCACAAACUAAACCCAAGCUCAACUCUUCUUCAUCACCAAACACCAAUUAUUAUUACAGUUCCACCAUGAACGACACAGUCGACAAGCUAGUAGUAUUCUUAGCAAAAAGAGACGGCAUAGACAAGCUUGUCAAAACAUUCCAAUACGUAUCCAAACUUGUCAACUGGCAAGCCGAAACUUCCCAUCCAAAACUCGCUCAAAGCUUCAAACAAUGGGAAGUAGCGUCAGGACUUAGCCGAAAAGCCUUCAGGACCGGCAGGUUUCUCACAGGAUUCAAUGCUUUACGACGAAAUCCAGGCUCCUCCGCAACUUUAAAGCGUUUGGCUGUUUUCGCUAACGCGGGGGAAAUGGUUUACUUCUUUUUCGACCAUUUUCUCUGGCUAUCAAGAAUCGGAACUUUGGACGCUAAGCUGGCGAAGAAGAUGAGCUUCAUUUCAGCGUUUGGUGAGUCUGUUGGUUAUAUAUUUUUUGUUAUAUCUGAUUUUAUUAUGAUAAGAGAGGGACUAAGGAAACAAAGGAAUCUGAUUGUUGGUUCAAAAGAAGAAGAAGUUGAAGAAAAUAUAAAGAAGAUUAGAGAAGAUAGAGUGAUGAGGUUAAUGGGAGUAUCAGCUAAUAUUGCAGACUUGAUUAUUGCCAUUGCAGAGAUUGAACCCAACCGAAUCUGUAACCAUACGGUUACUCUGGGGAUUUGUGGUUUGGUUUCUGCUUGGGCUGGUUGGUAUAGAAACUGGCCCUCAUAAUCACAGUAUUCUCAGGAACUAAUUCUCUCGCUUUUUUUUACAUUGAUAAAACAUUAUGUAUUCAAGUUCUGUUAUUUCUGUGCUAUAAACGAAUUAUUCAAUGAACAUAUAAAUAGUAUUUUAAAAUGGUUAA
Mercurialis annua (annual mercury) is the source of this 961-nucleotide messenger RNA. Its product is annotated as peroxisomal membrane protein 11B. Gene Ontology annotation, biological process: peroxisome fission; regulation of peroxisome size. NCBI's taxonomy places the organism in Eukaryota, Viridiplantae, Streptophyta, Magnoliopsida, Malpighiales, Euphorbiaceae. Gene Ontology annotation, cellular component: peroxisomal membrane. The record is from RefSeq and is a predicted model, not a curated record. Bases 154 to 828 code for a protein of 224 amino acids. The transcript has a single exon.